Sordaria macrospora k-hell is the source of this 546-nucleotide messenger RNA. RefSeq lists its product as uncharacterized. The record is from RefSeq and is a predicted model, not a curated record. NCBI's taxonomy places the organism in Eukaryota, Fungi, Ascomycota, Sordariomycetes, Sordariales, Sordariaceae. Gene Ontology annotation, cellular component: preribosome, large subunit precursor; nucleolus. Gene Ontology annotation, biological process: ribosomal large subunit export from nucleus.
AUGGCCAAGGGAACCAUUGGAAAGAGCAACAAGGCGGCGCCUGUCCGCAAACACUCUCGCGCCGCCCGCCGCCAGACCUCUCCCGGCAUCGAUCUCGACAAGUCCCUCAAGGGCGUCCGCCCCCCUCAAGAAUCUGUCAACCUGCGCCCGACCGUCCUGGCCGCCCACCACAGCAGCGGCAUCACCAAGAAGGCCAAGAAGAAGCAGCUGUCGUCCAAGAUGCGCAAGAGGCAGGAGAAGAGCAUGGACCGCGCCGAGGCCAUCAUGGACCGCACCUCGACGAAAAAGGCCAAGAGCUUGCGCAAGGCCGCGGUGAUCGAGUCGCGCAAGCGCACGUGGGACGACGUCAACGUGGUUGCGCUAGCUGAGAUCGGCAAGGAGCCCCCUAAGAAGGAGAAGAAGGUCGACCUGCAGAAGAAGGCCGAGGACGAGGCUGACGAGGUCGAGGGCAUGGAUGAGAAUGCGGCCGUCGAGAGCCUCAUGGCUGCGACCAUGAUACCGGCUGUUGCGCCGACGAUGCAGGAGGAUGAUGAGGAGAUCCUGUGA